AUGGAUACCUUUGAUUCUGACGAGACACAAGAUGGUAAAGCUGAUGAAACAAAUUUUUAUAAUGAGGAGAAUCUUGAGAACACAGCAUCUCUUAUAUAUACACAAGGACGUGAGCGUGGAAAGUGGGUGGUUAAUGUAAUAAGUUCAGAUGGAACUGUAACAGUGGAACAUCUUACAGCACAAGAUGUAUGGGGAAUGGAUAAUCGUAGAGUCAUUCUUGAUAUCGGUCCACAUAACCAACCUGAAGAUGGAAGUGGAGGUAUAUUUGGUACAUGGCUUGGCAUGUUAAGUACUGAUUUGAACAAAUUUCCUAUAAAUUAUGUGGACUGGAGGAAGAUACAAUCAUGGCGAAAGGAUGAUGUUUGGGAUUUCAUUCAGUCCAAGUUUUUCUUUGAUGCUUCUAAUGAGAACUUUAAGAAGUAUGUGAUGAAAAGUUUGAGCCAAAAGUGCAGAGGUCACAAAACUCGACUAUGGAAAUCUUGUCAUCGUAACACUCCUGAAGAAACUAUAGAGGCUCGGCGAGAGUUUAUUCCAAAGGAACAGUGGCAAGAUUUUGUUCAUCAACAGUUUGGUGACAAAGCUAAGGAACAAUUAACGGAGAAGAUGACUGAAAAUGCACCAAACACAAGUGGAAAUAAUACUUCAGCAAGUUCAAAUGAUGCAUUCUUACAAGUAUUUGGUGCUGAAUGUCCUGGUCGUGUUCGUUGUGUUGGUCUUGGUCCUACUCCUUCUUCAUUUUUUCAUAAACGCACCAUCCCAGCAUCCAAUGAAUCAGAAGUUAUUAGCUUGAGGAAUCGAGUUCAUGAAUUAGAAGAAAAAUUGGUGAGGAUGAAUGAUUUAGAAGACAAGGUGGAGAAGAUGAAUGAUAUUAUUUGUCGUUUUGCUACCUCAAGUACUUCCAAUGAUGAAAGGGACUAG
Molecule: messenger RNA, 918 nt
Organism: Microthlaspi erraticum
Lineage: Eukaryota; Viridiplantae; Streptophyta; Magnoliopsida; Brassicales; Brassicaceae
Source: the annotation of a GenBank genome assembly